Molecule: messenger RNA, 976 nt
Organism: Caenorhabditis elegans
Lineage: Eukaryota; Metazoa; Nematoda; Chromadorea; Rhabditida; Rhabditidae
Gene: fbxb-101
Product: F-box associated domain-containing protein
Exons: 2
Coding region: 8-976 (322 amino acids)
Source: RefSeq, marked reviewed
UACCGACAUGCCUAACUACCCGUUCCCGAUUCUAUGGCUGCCCCCGAAACCACUAGGUCAUUUGCUUCGAAACAUGGAUUUUAGAAAUUUAAUCAUCUUCUCGCUGACCUCAAAACCUGCAAAAUGGCUGACGGAACUACUCAACAUGGACGCCCCGAUGAUCAGUGUUCAUGUGGACCACCAAAUUAAUAUUAUAGUUAGCUCUGUUAAAAGUGUCACCUACCAUGCCUCCAACGGGUCUCUACGCGAAUCUCGUGGCAAAAUCGAUCGACAAAUCAAUUUCCCAGGGAGCCUCAAACAAUUUGUCGAGCACCUUUUACACAUAUUUAAAGAGCACAAGAUAGAUGAUUUGGAGAUAAUGUGUAAUAGUGUCUAUCAAUAUAAGCCGGAUAUUCAAGCGUUGAAAGGGAUUAAAAUGAGAACUUUGAAGCUUAGGUACCAAGAAUCAAUUCUGAAAAUGUUUGGGACAAGCGCGGAUCGCAUUGAAUUCUCCACUAUAAAAAGUGCGGAGUUGGAGAAUUCCAAGGACAUUUUGAUUCAGAACUUUGAUUAUUUGAAGUUCGACUUCGAAGGUUCCCUGACAGCUGACAAUUUGAUCGGUAUCAAUGGCAAGGUGGUGAAUAUCUGGGCUGCUGACAUCGAGAUGAAAGAUGUGAACAUAUUCCUGAAACACUGGCUGAAAGGUUCAAAUCCCCGAUUGGAAAAAUUGAUUCUGAAAACUUACCGCUUGGAUACAGAUGGAAAUUCAGUGGAGGAUUCAGUGGCUGACCUUUUCCGGGACUUGGAUUGUGAGAGCAUUGCUGAAUCGCAAUUUGAAAUUCUACGCGACGACGAAUCAAUCGCUAAGAUUUCGAUUCUUGAGCAUGGCUAUUGGUAUAAUAAAAUUCAUUGUUACUUUUCAUUGAAUGAAGCUAUGAACUUAUAUACUACAUAUUUUUGGGAUAUAGUUCAUUUGCAGGAGAAAAUUCUGCACUGA